Striga asiatica is the source of this 465-nucleotide messenger RNA. Lineage: Eukaryota; Viridiplantae; Streptophyta; Magnoliopsida; Lamiales; Orobanchaceae. The record is from the annotation of a GenBank genome assembly.
AUGAGGGCGCGGGUGGGCUUGGGCUGCUUUGACUCCGCCGGGGGCAAAACGGUCUUCUUCACUGAGGGGGACGGUGGGUCGGGUGAGCCGAGGAGCCAUUUGGAGCGCUCGGAGCGUGUGGUGGCGGUGGCAUCGACCCGCUCUAACUCCAUAAGUGUGGAGAAUUGGAAAACGAAAGAGCAAAAUCUUUCUUCCAGGAAAAAACUAGCCGUCAGUGUCAAAGAGAAUAUUUGUUGUUUUUGCAUUUUCUGUCGUGUGUUUGUCAGGAAAGGUUUUGUGAUAUUUCACAUCAAAAACCUAAAGGCAGAUAAGGCAUCCAAUUGGGACAGUCAUUUUCUUCGUCUAUUCUUGCGGCGGGGAAAGAUUAAGAAAGCCACGAGAACAAUAACGAGUGCCAUCUUGAGGAAGACCAAAAGCUUCAAACCUGGAAGCAACUCAAUAGGUUGUGUGGCUCAGCAAAAUUAG